AUGGUCGUCGUCUCCCGAGAAAAAAUGCGCAGAGAGGAUUGCAGCCGAGCCGAGCCACAUCGGCAUCGCCUCCCUCCUCUACCCCGCCACCCUGAUGCAUCAAAUGACCUUUGCGCCGGCAUCGACCGUCCGCAGCCACAUCCACCACUGUACUUUGCACGGCCGCCUACAACUUGUGGCGCACCACUAGCCCAUCGCCGCCAGACUGGCAGCUCACGGCUGAGACCAGUGGGACGGGGUGACGUUGUAGACCGUGUAGCCGCUGAACUGCGCCAUACAGGCAUGAAGCCACUGCUGUCUCGUCGACCGUCUGCACCGUUCACCAACUCAUCCAGAGCGGAGGCAUGCUCAGCAGAAAUUUCUCCAGGAGCUGCUGACGCUGCCGCCACCGUGGACGCGCUAAACUGCCGAGCGGCAUUGGACGAGCAGCCGCCAGUAACAGCUGAGCGUGCCCCGUCAACGUCAUCACCGCUGUCGUUGCCUUACGCACAGCCUGCAAAUCCUGCAUACGUGACGCCGCCGUUCAAACCACAUCCUCCUCCCUCACCACCAUCGCCAUCGCCAGCAGAGGACAGUCUGCCUCGUCGAUAUCGCACGACCGCCAUACAGUUUAUCAAAGCUAUAGCGCGGCUAAACCACAUGACUUCCACGACGUGCAGCGCGGAUGCCACUUCAUUCUUCGCCCUGACUGAGGAGAGGACAGCGAGCGGCAAAGUCGGCAUGCGAAAAAUGGCGCGUGUACCUCUGCUGCCCCUCACACUCUGCACGGACGGAGCGACCGUAAUACUUGUGGAUCCCAAUGGCACAGAACGACACGGCAACUACUUGAAAGCCGUUGACGGGUUCCACCGGUGCUCAGCAGCGUUCACAAGCGCCGCCUCGAGUCACGGCAGCGCCGCACACUCUGUAUCACCACAUCCUUCCUCAAGCGUGCUGUGGUGGGCCUUGAAUGACCUGCAGCGGACGCCUUGUGCAGUACCACUCUUCACGGCGCGCGCGUCCCUCUCCGUGGAGCACCCUAUCCGCGCCCGCGAUAGCGCGAACGAAGAUCUGAGCUUCGCUCAGCUGAGGCCCAUGCACGCUCUCGGACACGAGACAUCAUCAACCAUGCGGCCCGAAAAGAGGACGGCGACGCUCGCCGCCAUUCAACCGAGUCGGCUCACCCUUCGCUACGGAGAGCCGCUCGUGCUGGUUUUCGCCAGCGCCACUGCACGAGUCGUGGACGAAGCACCGCUGCACCGCAUCAGGGACGGCAAGGUUGGGGUGGGGGCGGCCGCGGAUGUGCCUCCAUGGCCCGCUACUAAUGAGCCAGCUAGCCAGCGAGAAGGCUCUUCCCAGGUCGGUGACAACCUUCUGUGCGACAUAUACCACGGCUACCUGCCAUCGUUUCUCGAGCUCCUCUACCCAAACGGAGGCAUCAUGCUGCGUGGGUGUUGGUGUGAUGUAUCAACCAGUGCUGCGGAUGAACCGAUGGCACCGUCCAUAAAACCGUUUUCCGAGCAACAGCAGCAGGUUUCACGAGCAACGGUAUUGCUAGGGGAUGUUGGCGGUGGAGCUGCGUCGCGUUCCUCGUCUGGUUCUCCCACGUCACGAGGUACACAGGGAUUGCUUGUCACAAGGGUGCCGAUGCCACUCCUCGACUGGUCACCACAGUCCACCGGCGCGGUGCCCAUCGCGCGCAGUGACGACGACGCCAGUACCGCUGAUGGAGAAACGCCCAUGCAGUCCUUUCGAUCAACCGCCCUGCCUCCACCACGGCGCUCGCCAGCCACAAACACUGCAGUCAACCGUGGUGCGGCCACGUGCAAGCAGACAACGUUGCCAGACGCUAUCUUGCAGCUUCCGCCUGCUGUGCUGCGCUUCCUAGCACAGAAUGUCGACAGGGCGAGUGCGGCCUCGGCCAUCACCCCAGGCGGUCCUCGCGCUUAUCCGUCGUCAUCACCGCUGCCCCCUUCUCAGCCUACGGCGCCGGCAGCAGCACCGUCCUCGCGGCUUACCCUGCGUCGCGUCGAAAGCCAGAGCAAACCGGAUAUGUGCGCCACUGACUUUAGCGCCGAUGGACCUGCGCCUGCCGCCUACGACCUCGACUCUUACCGUGUGCAUGUCGGCGGGGACUGUCGUGGCAUCCAUGAAAGCAACCUUCAAGGGCCGCAGCUGCAACAGCAGCGGAAAACUCGCAACGGCUUUGGUCUCGUCUACGUGAGUGCGUUGCUUAACACGCCAUCUCAGCCACCGCCACAGAUGGACAUGGCUGGAAAGCCGUCAGUCGCGUGCGAGUCUGUUGUGGUGCUCACACCAGCUGGACAUGUCGAGCUGGUGGUGCCUGCGACAUCCCACGCUGCUGCUCGACCUAUCACGGUCACCGAUGUACAGUAUAGUCUCUUGCACAGCGCGGUCGGCUGCUCCUUGCACCUUUGCGACGAGGAAGUCGCCUUCACUUACGCCCCAGGCACCCCCGAUCUCCACGGAACGACAGUGUUGGACGCGGUACACGUGGUGCUGCGGCUACAACGACGCGCCUCACGCGCACAUCUCGAGGCCGCGAAGCAGCAGGUACAAGGGAUGGGAAGGGGGUGA
Leishmania mexicana MHOM/GT/2001/U1103 is the source of this 2577-nucleotide messenger RNA. RefSeq lists its product as hypothetical. The record is from RefSeq and is a predicted model, not a curated record. The transcript has a single exon. The coding region runs from base 1 to 2577 and encodes 858 amino acids. Lineage: Eukaryota; Euglenozoa; Kinetoplastea; Trypanosomatida; Trypanosomatidae.